AUUUUUUAUUUAAGAUUUCGAUAAUAUAGAGCAUUCUAAGAAACUAAUUUGAAUAAUUUUUAAUUUUAUGGAGUCGUUCUAUUUUUAUUAAUUAUUUAAAAUUUGGAGUAACUUUUGUACGGUGACGUCAUCAUUUGGCUGUAUAAUUUACGUGUCUUCGGCCUUUUACUUAAAAAGAUUUCUUUGACGUUUGAGAAAUGUCAAUAGGUUGUCAAUCUGUUCAUUAGUGUCAUACAGUAAACUAUAAAAAACUUCUUUGAAAUAAAUACCACGCUAUCAUUCAUCUUGUUUGUAAAUCAUUUUAUAAACUUACUGUUUUUUACGAACGGUUUACCAUGACUGACAACUUCGUGAAAGCUGACUCCAGAAAUCUACCGAAGGUGGAAAAUAUUAUGAUAUUAGAGUAUGUGGCAACAUGUAGCCAUCAUAACUUGGCUGAAAUAAGGGGAGCAAAGAUUUUAAUGUCAUCUCGGGAUUCGUACAUCAAUACCGCUGUGGGCUACGUGAAAGUUAGUCGAACAGGCAGUGAUUGCAUAGUCAGUGCUAAAGUAGUGCCUGAACACAGAAUAAGCAAUAAAUUGUAUACCGUCAAAUGUAAAAUUGACGAACAGGAUAAUAAUAUUAUUAAUGCAACAUGUGAAGAUUGUCCAGCAUCAGCAGGUGGUUGUAAGCAUUCCCUUUUGCUAUUGUUUUGGUUAGCAAAAAAACUUCUGAACCAUCAUCAACUGCAGUUCAAUGUUACUGGAACAAACCUUCUCUUACAAGUGCAAGCGCAGAACCAGAACAAUGUCUUAGAAGAAAUUUGAGCAACUCACUUAUUAUGAAGUUCUGUGAUGGUGUUAAAACCAACUCCAAAAAUAUAUUUGACAUUAUGUUGGCAUUUGUUUAUGACGAAACCAUACAUGAUUAUUGUAACUUUAGUAAGUAUUUAAAAAGAAUUAUUAACAACAUUGUUAUUGAAGAAAUAAAAUUAAAAACAAUAAGGCAAGCUGAUAGUAAAUAUUGGCAUAAUAUACGGCAAGGAAGAUUAACAGCUUCUAAAUUAUAUGAAGCUGCUCAUUGCCAUACAGAUGGUGCUCUAGUUGAGCAAAUAUUAGGAGGCUAUAAAGUGCCUGAAACUAAAGCCAUACAACGAGGCAGAAGAUUAGAAAGCCGAGUACUAAAAGAAAUUGAAGAAAAGUUACAAGUCAAAAUAGACCGGUCUGGGUUCACCCUCAUUGAUGGCAUUUUGGGAGCAUCACCUGAUGGUAUUGGAGAAGACUUCGUAGUAGAGGUUAAGUGUCCAUCUUCAGAAAAAGCGAUUGAAACAUACAUAAAAAAUGAUGUUAUAACAGAAAAAUUUAAAACACAAAUAAUGUGCCAAAUGAUGGCCUGUAAAAAAAACAAAGGACUAUUCUGUGUUGCAGAUCCUUUAUUUGAAACUACUAAAAAUAUUCAUGUUGUUUGGGUGUAUGAUGAAGUAUACAUAAGAGACAUAAUAAAAAAAGCAGAAGUCUUUUGGAGUACAUUUAUUUUUCCUAAGUUAUUGGAAAGUGCAAAAAAAUAAUAAAAUAUUGAUACAUUUUAA
Helicoverpa zea (corn earworm) is the source of this 1567-nucleotide messenger RNA. RefSeq lists its product as uncharacterized. NCBI's taxonomy places the organism in Eukaryota, Metazoa, Arthropoda, Insecta, Lepidoptera, Noctuidae. The record is from RefSeq and is a predicted model, not a curated record. The transcript has 4 exons. Bases 336 to 806 code for a protein of 156 amino acids.